UGUGGGCGUGGCCUACGCGUGACGUAACAGCGAUGGUAUCACCAGUCAUGUGGCUCCGGCGGUCUAUCCAGUCUUCUGUGUUGCUGGGCGUGUUGUGGAGCAAAGGACUGCUGAGAACCAUGUGUGCAAGCGCGAACGACUGGCAAUCUGCCAAGUCAAUCUAUGACUUCUCUGCCAGAGAUAUCGACGGCAACGAGGUGUCCCUGGAGAAAUACAAGGGUUAUGUCUGCGUCAUUGUAAAUGUGGCCUCCAAGUGAGGAAAGACCGCAGUGAACUACACUCAGCUGGCGAAAAUGCACACUUCCUAUGCUGAGGCUGGUUUACGCAUCCUGGGAUUCCCAUGUAAUCAGUUUGGAGGACAGGAGCCUGGAACUGAUGCAGAGAUUAAAGAGUUUGCCAAAGGCUUUAAUGCCGAGUUUGACCUCUUCAGUAAAAUUGAUGUGAAUGGAGACAACGCUCACCCUCUUUGGAAGUGGAUGAAGGCUCAGCCGAAAGGAAAGGGUUUCCUGGGAAAUGCAAUCAAAUGGAAUUUCACCAAGUUCCUAAUCGACAGACAGGGACUUGUGGUGAAGCGUUACGGCACAACAGACGAUCCUGUAGUGGUGGAGAAGGAUCUGCCAACUUACCUGAAAUAAUGCAACCAUCUCCUUUUGUGCACGGUGGUCCAAGGAUCUAUCGUAUGGACUCGAGGUUCUUGGCAUGCGGGGGUCUGGACCAAUGACGGCCUGUCUGUAAACCCAGAACUCGGGCAAGGCAGGCCUGAUGACUCAGUGUGCAACUUAAACUUCAGACUCCCUAGUCCACCAACCUCUGAAACUAUACCAGUAGAUUCCUUGAAUGAUCCAGCACAACCUUUUUACAAAGACCAUUCCUUCUUUUCCUAGAACGCAUCAAAUCUAUUGUUCAAGUCUCAUUUGAUCCGUAGUAACAUGUCACAAACUCCAAACUACUGAUUGUGUUUGCACUGAACUUCGGAAUGAUUUAGUUGCCAUUCUUGCAAGUCUUCUACCAGAAACAAUAAAUUAAGAAUGCCA
Nerophis lumbriciformis (worm pipefish) is the source of this 1034-nucleotide messenger RNA. Its product is annotated as phospholipid hydroperoxide glutathione peroxidase-like. The record is from RefSeq and is a predicted model, not a curated record. Lineage: Eukaryota; Metazoa; Chordata; Actinopteri; Syngnathiformes; Syngnathidae. Gene Ontology annotation, molecular function: phospholipid-hydroperoxide glutathione peroxidase activity; glutathione peroxidase activity. Gene Ontology annotation, cellular component: mitochondrion; nucleus. Gene Ontology annotation, biological process: response to oxidative stress.